AUGUUGCGAAUAGCCCGUCCGUCGAGGGCCCCGUCCCGCUUUUUGACGCGCAGCUUUCGCGCUUCAACCCAUGUUCGAAACGAACCAUUCGAUCCGAACUCGUUUGAGCGUGCCACGGACGACGUAGAUGUAUGCAUUGUCGGCGGGGGCCCUGCUGGGCUCAGUGCUGCUAUUCGUCUGAAGCAGCUCGAGCAAGAGAAGGGAAGGGAAAUCCGAGUGGUAGUGCUUGAAAAGGGUGGUGAAAUCGGCUCGCAUAUACUAUCAGGUGCUGUCGUUGAGCCUCGCGCACUCAAUGAGCUCCUCCCGGACUGGUCUUCCCGACCCGAGCACCCUUUCAAACAGCCUGCCACCUCAUCUAGCAUGCGCUGGUUGACAGGAAGCGCGUCUUUCCCCAUCCCACACCCUCCUCAGAUGUCUAACAAGGGCAACUAUAUUGUAUCUCUCUCACAAGUCACCGCCUGGCUCGGCGGCAUCGCUGAAGAGCUUGGUGUCGAAAUCUACCCUGGCUUUGCUGGUGCGUCGCUUGUAUAUACGCAGGACGGACAAGGCAUCGCUGGUGUGCGGACGAAUGACGUCGGCCUUGACCGCCGUGGGCGCCCGAAAGAUUCUUUUGAACCUGGCAUGGAGUUCCGUGCCAAGGUGACGCUGCUUGCCGAGGGCGCGCGAGGAUCGUUGACGAAGCAAGCUGUGCGACGCUUCGAUUUGCAGCAGGAUUCCGAUCCUCAAACGUAUGGGAUGGGCGUGAAGGAAGUUUGGCGUGUCGACCCGAGUCAGUACCGCCCAGGCGAAGUCGUCCAUACUAUGGGGUGGCCUUUAGAUUGGCGGACAUACGGCGGUGGCUGGGUUUAUCACAUGGCGGAUGGCCUCGUCAGUCUGGGGUUGGUUAUCGGGCUGGAUUAUGCAAACCCGUAUAUCAGCCCCUAUAAGGAGUUACAGCGUAUGAAACAUCAUCCCUACUUCGCCAAGCUGUUGUCUGGAGACUCUUCGCGAGUGGCUUACGGAGGACGUGUCAUCAACGAAGGCGGACUGCAGUCUAUCCCUCAACUCCACUUUCCAGGCGGUGCUCUCAUUGGAUGCUCGGCCGGAUUCGUCAACGUUGCUAAAAUCAAAGGGACUCAUAAUGCCAUGAAGACAGGUAUGCUCGCAGCAGAGGCAGCGUUCGAGGCCGUAGAAGCGUCCUCGAGUGAUGAGAUGCCGACAGAUCUGAGCGCAUAUCAGACCGCGUUCGAACGGAGCUGGGUCUACCAAGACCUGUACGAAGUCCGCAAUCUGCGCCCGUCGUUUACCACUCGUCUAGGCAUCUUUGGCGGGGUCGCUUACUCUGGAUUGGAUUCUUUGUUGCUCAAAGGCCGUACGCCAUGGACGUUCCGGAAUUCUAAGCGGACAACAGAUGCUGCACACACUCGCCCUGCUGCGGAGUACUCGCCGAUCAACUAUCCUCCUCCACAACCACCGCUUUCGACUGAUCUCUUGACCGCACUCGCGUUGACGGGCACAAAUCAUGCUGAGGAUCAGCCAGCGCAUCUUCGUGUCCGAGCUGAGGGUGGCUCCGAGAGCUCAGAGGUAAGGGGUGAACAUGUCAAAGUCAACGUCGGGCAGUACGCGGGCCUCUUGGGUCGCGCAUGUCCGGCUCAGGUCUACGAGUAUGUAGAGGAUGAAGCUGGCGCCGCUGGUAGCGAAGGAUGGGGCGGUCAUAAGCUCGUUAUCAAUGCGCAGAACUGCAUCCAUUGCAAACUAUGCGACAUCAAGGUUCCGAGCCAAGACAUUCAGUGGACUGUGCCAGAGGGUGGAGGUGGCCCCAAGUACACGGUGACGUGAAGUUUUUGGAAAAAUGUGAAUAUUCCGGAUUCUCAUCGACCUCCUGAGCGGUUCAUUUCCUACGAACCUACAUCGUGGAAAGCGAACAGGGGCACCUCUUUGUCCCACGUUUAUUAUCCUGGGUGAUCUAGUGGCUACAUCAUCGUCGCGACGAGUACACGUAGAUAGAGUGGCGCUGAUUGUCAAUUCAAAGGGCCUCCGUACCUCUCGAGGGACGUUUCCUGCAGGAGUGGACACGAGAGAUUUGAAGUUG
Heterobasidion irregulare TC 32-1 is the source of this 2071-nucleotide messenger RNA. RefSeq lists its product as uncharacterized. The coding region runs from base 1 to 1818 and encodes 605 amino acids. The record is from RefSeq and is a predicted model, not a curated record. Gene Ontology annotation, molecular function: electron-transferring-flavoprotein dehydrogenase activity; iron-sulfur cluster binding. Gene Ontology annotation, biological process: electron transport chain. The transcript is spliced from 5 exons. Lineage: Eukaryota; Fungi; Basidiomycota; Agaricomycetes; Russulales; Bondarzewiaceae. Gene Ontology annotation, cellular component: mitochondrial inner membrane.